UUAUCAUCCAAACAUCGAAAUCUACGUCGUAGUUCGUAGGAUAAUGAUAAAAGAAACCUGAUCAUGACUCACGUUACAUCGCAGAUUGUUAUUACUGCUUAUUAUUUCGUAUUUGAGUAAAUUUACCCACCUCUCAUUACGUACCUUAUACCUACCUAUGUAGUUCUGAGUUCAUUCCUUUGUCUGUCCAAGAGCACUUUGCCGGUUGACGCCGUUAACAGUGUUUAAAAGUUAAAUAUUUGCACUGUACAUCCGAUUUGAACUGAAAUACUCUUAACUGAAAAUUGGUGUUUUCAAAUAUGGAUCAGAAAGUUGAUCAAAAUAGACUUGAAGAACAAGUCAAAAAGUUACUAGCUGAAAAAGAGUUGCUUCAAAAGCAAGUUAACGUGCUCAAUGAGUGUUUAUCUAUCGAUGAGUUGAAGGCUAAAAUAUCUGAUCUUGAAGUUAAAAAAAAAUCGUUGUUGUCGUUUGAAAAUGUAAUAGUACAACUUCGAGCUGAAGUUGAACCAUUGAACUACUUAAAGGCACUUUUAAAUGACAAAUUGGCAAAGGCAAAUAAAGGUCCUACUGAAUUAACAAAGGCGGUUUUACAAUAUGCUGAAUCGUUAGAAUUUAACGAUAAUUUAUCUAAAGAAGAAAUAAUAUUAUCAAGAUGUAGUGGCCAUGAUGAACUUGAGAAGCCUGGAAGUGUUAAUAGCUUACCUGUCACACCUAAUUCUACUAAUACGCUAAAAGGGAAUGAAGAAAGCUUAGACGGGAGCAUUCAGCUUUUGGAUCAAUACGAUGUAGUCACUGAAGAAGAUAUGUUCAACUUUUUUUCUGAGGAAAAUGCUUCAAAAGCUGAAACUACAGUUUUUGUACAAAAUUCUAAUGUGAUAUCAAGCACUGACUCUCAUAACUCACAUUUGGAAGAAGAAAAUUCAAAAAUCCCUAUUGAAUGUAGCAAACCGAGUACAUCUAAUUUUCAAAAUAUACCAUGUGCAGAAUUAAAUAAUCAGUCGCUACAAUUAUCUAAACAAAAAGAAGAUUCCACUUCAACACAGAUCAUUAACGAUGAAACAUUUGAAGAACAAUUAAGCAGUCAAGCGGGAUCUGAUACAAGUAAUGACAAAAAAGCCCACAUCGAAACAUUUAAUUUAAUAGAGUGGACCAAUAACUUGAACUACAUGGAUCUCAAACUUGACAUUUUACGUGGAAUUUACUCGCUGGGUUCUUUGAAUCCGACUAGCUUACAGCAAAAUUUCAUUCAACACUGCAUUAAAGGCCAAGAUAUUAUAAUAUAUUUUAAAGCCAAUCGCGAGUGGCAAGCGAUAAUGUCCAUUCCUGUACUUCAACGUGUCAUCACAGAGCUGAAAGAGUGCCAAGCUCUUAUUUUAGUUCCCACUAGGGAAAUUGCUGUACAAAUUGAAAAGGUCAUAAAUGAUUUAAGCGAGUUUAUGGACUUGACGCUAUGUAUCGGAGGUGACAAUGUACCGCGAAAACUAUCUGUUAUCCCACACAUUGUUAUCGGCACACCGGCGGGCAUUUCAAAUAUGAUUGCGUGUAAUUCGUUAAGCACUCAGUUUAUAAGCACGGUUAUGAUGUAUCAGAUAGACGAAAUGUUGCCAUAUUAUGUUGUUAUUGAAGAGGUUAUGCAAAAACUCAAGGUGAUAAAAAAACAAAUCACUUUGUUGGCUUCAGACAAAGUAGAUCAAAUAAUGGAUGUGUCCGUCGUUUUCUUACAAGACCCGUUAAUUUUUCUUAACGAAGAUGAGAGGAAAGAAGAAAAAAUAGCUGGCCUAUUACCUAAUCAAUUUAUCAUGGGUGUAUUGGAGGAGUUUAAAUUUUCUGUCGUUUGUGGAAUAAUAUGUAAUGAGUUGGAACGAGAAUCGGUCAUAAUAUAUUGUAAUACCUUUGACAAAGCCCAAUGGAUGUAUGAAAAUAUGCUGAAAAUAGGUCUGACUGUAUCUACUUUUGAUUUAAAAAUGAACGAAUAUGAGCGCAAUAAAAAACUUACACGCUAUUUAAAACGUCAACUACGUGUACUCAUUGUUGCUGAUCCAAUAAAAAGCAUUUGUUUUCCAAAAAUGUUGCCCAGAAACAUUGUAAUAAACUAUGAAUUGCCUGCCGACCCGAGAGUUUACACCAAUAGAAUAAUCAAUUUUACAACCGUAAUAAAUUUCAUUGGCGAGAAUGACGAAACGGCAAAAAUGACUAUUGACAAAUAUUGUAAAAGCCUGAUGAGACCGAUGCCUUUGGACUUGACAGAAAUAUUUAAUAUGAAUGUUAAUGAGACGAAGAAUGGACCGUCAAGCGAAACCAAUGAGUAUUCUGGCCCACCCGGCAUGGAUGUUGGCGGCACAAUCGAAUCAGAUUGGAAGGAGGUCGUGGAUAAUUUCGAUGAGAUGAAUUUAAAAGAAGAACUAUUGCGCGGUAUCUACGGUUAUGGUUUCGAAAAGCCUUCAGCUAUCCAGCAACGCGCCAUUUUACCGUGCAUCAAGGGACAUGAUGUCAUUGCCCAGGCCCAAUCUGGUACUGGUAAGACUGCAACAUUCUCGAUUUCCAUUUUGCAACAGAUCGACACUAACUUGAACGAGUGCCAGGCACUCAUUUUGGCACCCACCCGUGAAUUGGCCCAGCAAAUCCAAAAGGUGGUUAUUGCUUUGGGAGAUUUCAUGAAGGCAGACUGUCAUGCCUGCAUUGGUGGAACUAACGUCCGUGAUGACAUGCGUAAGCUGGAUACCGGAUCCCACGUUGUAGUUGGCACGCCCGGUCGUGUUUACGACAUGAUCGCCAGGAAGUCUCUACGCACACAGUUCAUCAAGAUCUUUGUGUUGGACGAAGCAGACGAAAUGUUGUCUCGUGGUUUCAAAGAUCAGAUCAAAGAGGUCUUCAAGUUCCUCGAAGAGGAUAUCCAGGUGAUUUUGCUGUCUGCUACCAUGCCUGAAGAUGUCUUGGAAGUUAGUACACAUUUCAUGCGUAAUCCAGUACGUAUUUUGGUGCAAAAGGAGGAACUAACAUUGGAAGGUAUUAAACAGUUCUAUAUCAAUGUAACAAAAGAAGAAUGGAAAUUUGACACAUUAUGCGACUUGUACGAUACGCUUAGCAUCACCCAGGCUGUGAUAUUUUGUAACACGCGCCGCAAGGUGGAAUGGUUGACAGAAAACAUGCGUCUGAAAACAUUUACUGUGUCUGCUAUGCACGGGGAAAUGGACCAGCGUCAGCGGGAGCUUAUCAUGCGUCAAUUCCGUUCUGGAUCAAGUCGUGUAUUAAUUACUACUGAUUUGUUAGCUCGAGGAAUCGAUGUACAGCAGGUAUCGUUGGUCAUCAACUAUGACUUGCCGUCCAAUCGCGAAAACUACAUACACAGAAUCGGUCGUUCAGGCCGUUUCGGUCGUAAGGGUGUUGCCAUUAAUUUCAUCACCGAAGACGACAAAAGGGCCAUGAAGGAUAUUGAAUCGUUUUACAACACUCACGUGCUUGAGAUGCCACAGAAUGUGGCCGAUCUGCUGUAGACAUGCUUCGUAUCUCGAUCGCCUAGCUUCGGCCGCCACUCCGCCCUCGACCGGUUUCAACGUCUUCUCGUCUAGAUCUAAAACCAGAAACUACCUACUACAACACGUCUGCGACUACAUCCGACUAAAAUUAAAAAGUAAAAUAAUAUUAAUUUUUUUCUAAAUUCUUAAUUUUUUUUUUUU
Molecule: messenger RNA, 3677 nt
Organism: Adelges cooleyi (spruce gall adelgid)
Lineage: Eukaryota; Metazoa; Arthropoda; Insecta; Hemiptera; Adelgidae
Exons: 11
Coding region: 300-3494 (1064 amino acids)
Biological process (GO): cytoplasmic translational initiation
Cellular component (GO): cytoplasmic stress granule
Molecular function (GO): translation initiation factor activity; ATP binding; RNA helicase activity
Source: RefSeq, a predicted model, not a curated record